This is a messenger RNA of Staurois parvus, 606 nucleotides long. The record is from the annotation of a GenBank genome assembly. Lineage: Eukaryota; Metazoa; Chordata; Amphibia; Anura; Ranidae.
UAUGGAAUCUAUGAGCGCUGCAGAGAGCUAGUGGAAGCAGGCUAUGAUGUGCGACAGCCUGACAAAGAGAAUGUUACUCUGCUUCACUGGGCUGCCAUCAAUAAUAGGAUAGAUCUUGUGAAGUUCUACAUAUCGAAAGGUGCUAUAGUAGAUCAACUUGGUGGAGAUUUAAAUUCUACUCCUCUGCAUUGGGCAACAAGACAGGGGCAUUUGUCUAUGGUUGUACAGCUGAUGAAGUAUGGUGCUGACCCCUCAUUAAUUGAUGGAGAAGGUUGCAGUUGUAUUCACUUAGCUGCUCAAUUCGGACAUACGUCUAUUGUUGCAUAUCUCAUAGCUAAGGGACAGGAUGUUGAUAUGAUGGAUCAAAAUGGAAUGACUCCCUUAAUGUGGGCAGCUUACAGGACACACAGUGUGGAUCCCACUAGAUUGCUCCUUACCUUUAAUGUGUCUGUAAAUCUUGGGGAUAAAUACCAUAAAAACACUGCAUUACACUGGGCUGUUUUAGCUGGAAACACUACAGUCAUAAGUUUGCUUCUAGAUGCUGGUGCCAAUGUUGAUGCUCAGAAUAUUAAGGGAGAGUCACCACUUGAUUUGGCAAAGCAAAGA